CAGAAAGGGAGGGGAGUGUGCGCAAGGCUUUGGAAACAGGCAUGCAGACAGCCGACCACUGCAAAGUGUUGAGCGCGGGACACACUGGCUUUAGCCCACACCACUCUCUCCCUCUGUCCAAGAGAAGACCCCAAACCUCUGCUGUGAGGCGCUCACACUCAUCCCAACCAAUAAUGUGAAAAUCAGACGGAAACGUUUGUCAGAUGUUCAAACUCAUCGUCGCUUCAUUGUACUCCAGUGUCGUCUCUUUUCAACAGUGUCACACAGUUUGCAGUCAGGCUACAGUAGGCUAUCCACAAGGAUACCUGGUGUGAGAUGCGGCAAUGUCCCGAGGAAUAUGCCCACGCGUAAACUCUUGCGGAUCCUUUUGGAUUUUGUCAGCGGUCAUAUUUUUUGCGGCGACUGUGAUCGACGUGGACGCGUACAGCUGUCAUGAAGUGAGGACCGCUUUCCAGAUGCGUCAGGUCGGCCCGCUGCACCGCGUACCGGAGACACCUGUCCCAGAGACGGAUCUGAUGGUUUGUAAGCACCAGGGUCCGUCCUGCUGCAACAGGAAGAUGGAGGAGAGCUACCAGUUUGCUGUAAAAAGAGACACCCUCCACAACAUUCACUCCUACAGCUAUGAGCUUGAACACCUCAUCUCCGGCCACUCGGAUGCCUUCCAGGACAUGUUCCAGUACCUUCUGUCCUUCUCUCAGGGCCACCUGAGUUCUCUGUUGGAGGGAACCUACACAUCCCUGUCCCGCCAUGCCCUACCCCAUGUUAACCAACUCUUCUCCUCGCUCUCCCACUACCUCCGUGGGGCCAACGUCUCUGUGGAGGCAUCGGUUCACCAGUUUUUUAACAACCUCUUCCCACUCGUCUACACACGGCUCAUCAACCCAGGCAUUGAGGGCAGCAUGAUGAUGGGCAGUGAAAUGGCCGAUUGUCUCCGUAUGAUCAGGCAGGAUGUCAACCCUUUUGGUCCUCAUCCAGCCGUCAUGGCCCAAGAGCUGGCGGGGGCGCUGGGAGCUGGCCGACAACUGGGCCUGGCCCUGGAGGAAGGUUUAGAGGUUAUGAAUGCCACUGAACAUCUCAGCCUGAGCAAAGAAUGUGUGAAGGGCCUGGUGAAGAUGGUGUACUGCUCCCACUGCAGGGGCUUGACGCUGAUCAAGCCCUGCAUGGGCUAUUGUCUGAAUGUAAUGCGAGGCUGCUUGGCCAGCGUGUCUGAGCUGGAUCAGCCUUGGAGGAGGUACACCAGCUUGUUGGAGCAACUAACCCACACCAUGGCUGGGCACCAUAGUCUGGAACUAGCCUUGCUAGGGGUCAGGGGCCACGUUAAUGAGGCCUUGAUGUACGCGCAGCUCCACGGUCCACUCAUCACUGCCACAGUGGACAAGGUGUGUGGCCUGUCUACAGGGGAACCUACAAGCAUGCAACCUACUAGCCCAGAGGUCACAUCCUUUACCGUGACCUCAUCUUCUCCACUUCCAUCUGCCGCCCCCUCCAAACCUCUACCAGAGCAGUGGCUGGGGCAGUUAGCCCACUUGAGGAGCUCGUUCCCCUUGAAACCCUCCAAGAACAAUAAACAUAGUCUGAGAACACUGUCUAGGGAGUUCUUGAUGUACCUGCAGCGCUACAAGUCUUUCUUUGCAGCGUUGCCAGAGAUGCUGUGCGAAGGGGAGAAUGUAGUGGACGACUCCACAUGCUGGAGCGGAGAUGAUGUCGUGGAGAGCUAUUCUGGCAGAGUUGUAGGAAAUGGACUCCAUGCCCAGAGGCAAAACCCAGAGGUGAAAGUUCGCAGCCCGAACCCCACACUGGCUGAGGUCAAGGAGAGGUUGGAGCGCUUCAACCAGGAGACCCAGGAGAGGUUUCCAAAACUGGGCCAGAUGGAGGCCUGGGAUGAGUUGGGCAGUGGGGAAGAGGGCAGCAGCGAGGACUGUGAUGAUGAAGAUGGAUGUCAAGCCUCAGGAGACGAUCAAGGCCAGACACCACACACAGAAACCUUCAGUAAAGGGAAGCCCAUUGCGGGACAGCCGGGAGGUGACAGCGCGUAUGAGAACCCUUCCAAGCCCCCCUCGGUGAAGGUGAUAGGGGGCUCGCCGUCUGCCAGCUGGGCACGACCCUGGAGCCUUGCACUGCUCUUUGCUGCACUUUGCUUGCAGUGGACCCUGUUCUGAUGGAAGCUCCCUCUGUGAAUCCGCCAACCCAACCCCGCCCCUCUAGGAACCACAUACAUGCACACAGACACUCAUAUCAUAUACAUAUCACGCAUAAUAUUCUUUCUCCUGUCCUCAACGUACAUGGAUGGAUGGUGAUGGUAGAAAAAUAAAAAUGGAAAACAAGACAGGAUGUGGAAGAGAAGAGGACGUCAUUGUGGGAGACUGUAGACAAGGGGGGCGAGGGGGGGGUGGGCUCUGGCAGGAACUGCAACAUCACCAGUUUGGGUGUUUGCACAAGCUAAUCCCAUGCACGCUCAUCUACAAAGAUUAGGCCUGCUGCUUCUUCUAGGCUGUUCUGGGGCUUGACGUUUGUGUAUACAGACUACCAAUACAGCCCUGCCCUUUGUGGUUCAGAACGGGACUGCAUCACUCUGAUUUUACUUAAAAAACGCUUACACAUAAUCAGACUCACAUAUACAGUACACAUGCAGCUGUCUUCUUUUUUUUUCUGCUGCUGGUUUUUACUUAUUCUUUCAGGCUCCAAAACCUCAUCAUGGCCACUGCACCAUUUGCCAGACAGGCAGAAGAAUUCAGCUCAUUUGAAAACUCAACUCAUUUUCUUUUUGGGGAUUAAGGAAUGCAUGAUAGAUGGAUAGAUCAAUCCCAGGUGCCUGGCCCAGAACGGCAGAUUUGUUAUACUCUAAUGACUGUGUACCUUGGCAGGGAUUAGAUUGUAAUAAGUUCACAGGUAGAGCACAGGCACACUUGCACGGUUGAACACAUUGUGCAGACAAAAUAGGUGUGUAUAGUAUGUAACUGUAUAUAGGUGGAGAGAUUUGAUGGGAGUGUAUGAGGUUCUGAUUCAACAAAAAGCUCUUAACUGAUUGAGCUGGAUGGGGUUUUCUUUACUUUGAUGGACUGUGGUUAUCUGCUCCAUAUUACACAGAAAAUAAAAAAAUAAAAACUAUAGAGAUAUAAUUUCUAUGACAAAUAAAGGAGGAAUGCACAUCAUUUUCAAACUCAAGCCUGUGACAUAAAUGGACAAAUUUUGGACAUUUGAACAAAGUCUGUACAUUAUUGAUUUUACUAAUGUUUAUUGUGCAUACAAGUUUUGUGUGUUUGCUCGUUGAAUUGCACAUUGAUGCAUGUGUGUAACCUACCAAGUUAUCAACGUUGUUAUUGAUAGGAUCAGGCCCCUCUUCAGGAAGCAUCAAAAACUUUAUAUUUUGUAUUUCCCAUUACAUCUAGCUGAUUUGAAGAUUUCAUCUUCCUCUCUCAAAUGAUGGUUUGGAACUUGAAAACAAGAGGACGGUCGGGCUGCAGAUCCAACACAUGCAGAUUCAAACACACAUGAAAAAAAACAAAACAUGUAGAAUAUUUUUUACAAAGUGGUAGCCAUUGUGUAAGCCGUUCUACAUUGAUUUAUCAUACAUUUUGGCAAAUAAGCUCUCUACCAACUCUUAAGCAGAUCAUUCCUUGGAAUUCCAACAGAAUAAAAGCAAAUCCUUCUUUGUUUGACUUAUUAUUACUGACAUCUAUAAUGGCUUCCUCUGUAUACGUGCUUUCUCUUUUGUGUUGAUGGUGAUGGUUUACAUACUGGUACAGAAGAGUACCUGUGUGAAUGAGGAUGAAUGUAAGGUCAAAGCUAUUCAGCUGCAGUAUUAAACCUAAUACCUAAAAGCUACACACGUACAGUAUCUAAGCUAAAUAGGUCUAUACACUUACAUGGGUCUAUGUGCAGUGAAAUACCUCUUCCAUUACCUUCAUUGUAAACAACUCUUCCUCCUCUUACUGAGAAGUAUUUCUGUAAUUAUUUAACUAGCAAUUCUCUGCCUAAAAGUUGAAAAAAGGACAACCCGCUUAACUACAUACAAAUAUAUCCAAUCAUACACGAAAGCCCUGCAGUUCAUGAAGAAUGGGAGAUGACUACAGCGAUGUAAGGUUAAAAUGUGUCACAUUUUGUGUUGUGUAACCAUAUUUGUUUAGCUCAUAUGAUUUCCACCAUGUAAGUUUUGUUCCUGACUGUCGAUCAUUGCACCUACGGAUCACUUACAGCCCUUUACCCCUUGCAUGUGUAUAAAUGUACAUAUUUUAAGUCACUU
Molecule: messenger RNA, 4243 nt
Organism: Larimichthys crocea (large yellow croaker)
Lineage: Eukaryota; Metazoa; Chordata; Actinopteri; Sciaenidae
Gene: gpc5c
Product: glypican 5c
Exons: 9
Coding region: 324-2159 (611 amino acids)
Biological process (GO): cell migration; regulation of protein localization to membrane; positive regulation of canonical Wnt signaling pathway
Cellular component (GO): plasma membrane; extracellular region; cell surface
Source: RefSeq, a predicted model, not a curated record